Eutrema salsugineum is the source of this 1110-nucleotide messenger RNA. Its product is annotated as 60S ribosomal protein L18a-like protein. The transcript has 4 exons. The record is from RefSeq and is a predicted model, not a curated record. Bases 56 to 529 code for a protein of 157 amino acids. Lineage: Eukaryota; Viridiplantae; Streptophyta; Magnoliopsida; Brassicales; Brassicaceae.
GAGAGAGAGAGAGAGAGAGGAUUAAGAAUUUGAGACAGAGAGAGAGAGAGUGAGAAUGAGCAAAGAAAAAGACAAAAACAGAGCAGCUUCACCUUCGUCUUACGGCACGUUUCAAGGUAUUCCUACUUAUCCACCACCGUCGCAUCACCGUCCUCCGUCGCAUCAUCGUCCUCCGUCGCAUCAUCCGGUCACCGGAUUUCCUCAGCCGUCUCGGCCUCACGGAGCAACUCAUCACGACAUUUCCGUUCAUCAAUACAUUCACGAACAUCAAACCGUUACUGGAUAUGCUGUUGGUGAAGGAAGACAUGUAAGAGAAGACCGUCUUCCUUGCUGUGGUCUUGGACUCGGUUGGUUCUUGUUCUUAACCGGUUUCCUCUGCGCAAUCCCAUGGUACGUAGGCGUAUUCAAUAUAGUAUGUGCUAAGAUAAAUCCACGAGAGAAACCAGGAUACGUAGCUUGCACCGUCGCAGCUGCUCUUGCUACAAUUGGAAUAAUUUUAAGUCUCAUGGAAGGAAGCGGAUGGUCAUGAAGUGUUCUCGACAAGUAAAUGAAAUCAUUGUUCAUCAAAGGUACCUUGAAACUGUGUUAUUCUUUUGGUAUUGAUAAUACCUAAAUCCGUGUGUUCGUGGUUGUCUGAAAAUGGAACUGCGUUUGCAAUAAAAUCAAAAGCUUAUUUUGGCUUAUACAGAAAUUGAAUGUUUCAUCAAGGAACAUUCUCAUACUAAUGGUUAUGCAGGGGAUUGAAUAAAGUCAAGACUUUUCUUUCACAUUCUCACACAAACACUUUUCCCCAAUUCAGAUCACUGAAGUAAAUUCUCAACUACAUAGUAACCCAUUUAAGAUCCAUCAAUCAUGUUCCUUGAACAAGCGAACAAGCCAUGCUUUCCAAGAAAGCAACAUUUGUUGUUUUGUAAAGAAAGAUAAAACGCAAACAAAACAGGAAACGAAAACCAGAACACUGCAACUCUGGUUUAUAGAGAAGUCAGGCAGCCAAGGAGGAAGCUCAAUACUACAUACAAGGCAUCAAAACCUGAAUCGUUCAUCUGAAAACCGCUCUUGAUAAAACCGGUGAUACUUCUUCAAUAUUCAGAUUAAACUACAUCUAUUCGA